Messenger RNA from Helianthus annuus (common sunflower), 1290 nucleotides. Its product is annotated as ankyrin repeat-containing protein ITN1. Bases 1 to 1290 code for a protein of 429 amino acids. The record is from RefSeq and is a predicted model, not a curated record. The transcript has 4 exons. Lineage: Eukaryota; Viridiplantae; Streptophyta; Magnoliopsida; Asterales; Asteraceae.
AUGAAGGAGCAGGGGGCGGAAGGCGGUGGUGGGGGAGGCGGAAGGCGGUGGUGGGGGAGGCGGAAGGCGGUGGUGGGGGCGGUGGUUUUGGUGGGAGUUGUGCAGAGGCGGAGGCGGUGGUGGUUUAGUUGGUUCAAGGCUGGCCGUGGCGGUUCGAUGGCUGGGUGGUGGGCCGGCGGCAGCGCCGCCGUGAGCGGCGGAGUCCCAAUAGCCACACUUUAUCCAAUAUAUCAGUUGAUUUGUCUUCUCUUUCUGCUGCUUCGUUUAGCCUUCUCUAUGAUGUAUUUCCUCUUGUGGAAAGUUUUAGCAGUUACCGUGGGUCCAAUCAAGAAUAUAGAGAAGAAGAAAAAGGAGUACCAAGAAGCAAAACAACUUUUGAGCUUAAUGUGUAAUCAAUUGGGUUCAUCAACCGCUCAUUACCGUGAACCAAUGAUUCAUGCUGUAUGCCAAGAUACCUACGAGGUUGUUGAUGAGAUUCUAUUUAUUUCACCUGCUGCAAUCAACAUUAAGAAUGAAGAAGGGCAUAACAUUAUUCAGUUAGCCGUAAUAAACCGCUCCGAAAAAAUAUACAACCUUAUCUAUCACAUAAUUGAACGCACAAAUGAAUAUAGAUUAAUGACGGAUUCUUCUGGUAAUAAUCUUGUACACUUAGCUGGAGGGUUGGCACCUUCAUUUGUACUUGGUCGUACCACUGGUGCAGCAUUGCAACUCCAACGAGAGCUUUUAUGGCGUGAGGAAAUUGAGACACUAAUGCUACCAAUAGAACUUACGAAUGAGAAUGUCUAUGGGGAGACACCAGAAAUGGUGUUCACCAGGGAACACCUACAUUUAAUGAAGCAAGGCGAAAAUUGGAUUAAAACGACAGCUGAAUCAUGCAGCAUCACUACUGCAUUAAUUGUCACAGUUGUAUUUGCAGCAGGAAUUACUGUACCUGGUGGAAGCAAUCAAGACUCUGGCAUCCCUGUGUUCAAAAAUGAAAUUGCUUUCACUAUCUUUGCAGUAUCCAAUGCAUUCUCACUAUUUACAGGGGCUACAGCACUAUUAUUGUUCUUAUCAAUCCUCACUGCACGUUUUAGUGAAAGAGAUUUUCUAGUCAGUUUACCAAGAAGGUUGAUUUUUGGUCUUUUCACGUUAUUCAUUUCGACAGCCGCCAUGAUUGUAGCCUUCUGUGCAAUUUUGUACAUUGUCUUUUGUGAUCAAAGACCAUGGAUGCUGGCACCCAUUGCUGGAUUUGCUUGCUUGCCGAUUUCAGUUAUUGUUACUCUGAACUCCCCCUACUGGCAGACUUAA